UGGCUAGUUGGCGGUAAGUUUAGGCGAAUGACGUAAGCUUCCGCAGCUAAAAAGUGUAUAAUCCCAGCAUGCGACACCAAUCAUCAGAGCUUCAAUACCACGCCCACGAAAUCUCGCCCAGACUCAGACACAAAAACAAGACAACGCAGCCGAUGUACCACAUCGCGAACCGAUUCACAUACUAAAGAUAGAAAGCAACGUACCGCCACCUUGCGACUAGAACCGUCAGUCAAAUCGAACUGCAUAGACUUUUCUGAGCACAGGCUCAACGAGACACACCUACCAUCCACCACCAUAAUGGCGCUCCCUCCAGUAGCGCUACCAGGACAACUGCUUGGCAGUGUCGACAAAUACAGUCCCGGUCCAGGAACGCACAUUCACGACUCACAGAUCUAUGCCUCAAUAGCUGGACCCGUCUUCUCUUCACCGUCACACCCUACCACGAACACGUCCUCCAAAUCCACCAAACUCGCACCACUACUCUCUAUAACGCGCCCGCCCACCUCCACUGAUCCUGGAAUUCUCGGUCCCAAUUCUGGCGGCGGCGUACCACUCCUCCCAACGGUCAACAGCACAGUCCUAGUCCGCAUAACGCGUCUCGGCCCACGCUUCGCCAGCGCAGAGAUCCUUGUCAUUGACGAUGCAGUUUGCCGCGAAGCGUUUUUAGCACAGAUUCGGCGCGAAGAUAUCCGGGCUACAGAGAAGGACAAGAUAAAGAUUGAAGAGAGCUUCCGGGUCGGUGACUUGGUGAGGGGCACGGUGAUUAGUUUGGGCGACAGCGGCAAUUACUACGUUGCUACCGAUCGAAAUGAAUUCGGUGUUGUCUUGGCAAGAAGUGAAGAAGGUAGGGUCAUGCAUCCGGUUAGUUGGAAGGAAUUUAGGGACCCAGUGAGUGGGAAAGCAGAGGCGAGAAAGGCAGCCAAGCCGUUUUGAUGGAGGAUAGAGAAGACUAAGAAGAGAGAGAAGCUUCAGCCUGUUAGAACGACGACGGCAAUCGUCAUUAAGAUACCCAUGAGGUGGAUUUCAGAGCAAGACUAAGCGUGCUUGGCAUGGAAGAGAGGAUCCUGAGUAGAGGUACAAUGUUUAUUCAUCUUGGAGGAAAAGAACGAAGAGAUAUUCCUCCAGGGAUCCACAAGGAUUUUCGAUGCAAGUCAACGGAAGAAACGGUUGUUCAUAUCAAAACCUCCCUGUCUUGUUACUGCCAGCCGCAUACAUGCUCACGAGCGAAAUCUACCAUUGAGGACGACAUCACAACG
Molecule: messenger RNA, 1256 nt
Organism: Alternaria alternata
Lineage: Eukaryota; Fungi; Ascomycota; Dothideomycetes; Pleosporales; Pleosporaceae
Exons: 1
Coding region: 298-933 (211 amino acids)
Biological process (GO): RNA processing
Cellular component (GO): cytoplasm; nuclear exosome (RNase complex)
Molecular function (GO): RNA binding
Source: RefSeq, a predicted model, not a curated record